Molecule: messenger RNA, 1491 nt
Organism: Phaeodactylum tricornutum CCAP 1055/1
Lineage: Eukaryota; Bacillariophyta; Bacillariophyceae; Surirellales; Neidiaceae
Exons: 1
Biological process (GO): maturation of SSU-rRNA from tricistronic rRNA transcript (SSU-rRNA, 5.8S rRNA, LSU-rRNA)
Cellular component (GO): small-subunit processome; nucleolus
Molecular function (GO): rRNA binding; U3 snoRNA binding
Source: RefSeq, a predicted model, not a curated record
CUAGCGCUGCACGCUCUACAGCACGUACUGCAAUCACGCGCUACAAUUUAUCAACACAAUCAACGUAUUCAGGCUUUGGAAGACCAAGAAGACGAGCAACAAAAAGUCUCUGACAAUGAUAACGAUGAGGAAGAAGAAUCGUGGCGUGAUCAAGGAUUUACCCGACCAACGGUGUUGAUUCUCCUACCUACCCGAAGUACGUGUCAUGAUUUUGUCAAGACACUCCUGUCUCUACUACAGCAGGAUCAGCCUCAGCAGCCGAAUUCCAGGGAUGACGAUGCUCGAGACCGGUUUGAUCAAGAAUAUGGUCCCUUGCAAGUGGACGAUGCCGACAUGGACGAGAAUGCCCGUGUAUAUCGCCAGAAGGCUAUUCAAAGUAAGGGCUCGGAUUGGCACGAAUUAUUUGGAGAGACUGCAAACGAUGACGACGACUUCAAACUCGGGUUAUCCCUUCACCCCAAACGCAGAAACAAAAAGAGCGUCACGGAAUCUACGUGUGAUAUCAAGCUCUAUUCCGAUUUCUACAAGAGCGAUAUUAUCGUGGCAUCGCCGCUAGGACUGAAAAUAUCUGUCACACCGGAGUCGAUUUCGGAAACUUCAGACAACGACGCAGAUUUCCUUUCCAGCAUCGAGAUGUGCAUUGUGCACCGCUCCGACGUGCUGUUGAUGCAAAAUUGGGAUCAUGUGAUGGAUUUGCUGCCAUUGCUGAACCAGCAGCCAAAAAAGACCAACGAUACGGAUUUCUCGCGCGUACGACCGUACCUUCUAGCCGGACAGGCUGCACAAUGGCGACAACUCAUCAUGACAAGCCAAUUUUUGGAUCCCUUGAUUUUGUCUACAUUCAAGCGUUUCUCCGAGAAUCGACAGGGUCAAGUCCGUAUUCGCCGCAAGACACCCGCGGAAGAAGCCAAUGUCACCAGUGUACUGUUGCCCGUUCGUCAAGUUUUUCAGCGUGUGUCCUGCAGCACCAUAGCGAAUCAAGGAGCCGAUCGUGUACGCUAUUUUGUCGACAGCGUACUCCCUCAGAUUCAAAGGCACAAGCAGCAUCACACCAUGAUUUUCAUUCCGUCUUAUUUUGACUUUAUAUCGCUCCGCAACAUCUUGUUGAAGAAGGAAGUUGAAUUCGUAUCCGUGACCGAGUACGCCCGGACUAGCGAAGUGAGCCGGGGUCGGGCUCGUUUCCUGCAGGGCCGCAAACCGAUCAUGCUGUACACGGGUCGAGCACAUUACUUUUUGCGGCACCAGAUCAAGGGAAUCCGACACCUAAUUUUUCUAGGUGUACCGGAAGAGGCAUCUUUCUACGCGGACCACGUGAAUCUUCUCAAUGAAGGGUUGGAGAAGAGGGACGAUAUAAUUAUGGAUGACGGAUUGGCAAGUUGUUUGGUGUUGUACACCAAGUAUGACUCGUACGCUUUGGAACGGAUAGUUGGAACGGCCAACUGUAGUCGUAUGGUAAGGGGAGAAAAGUCGAGCUUUAUCUUCGCCUCGUAA